Messenger RNA from Bathycoccus prasinos, 2169 nucleotides. RefSeq lists its product with no specific name. The coding region runs from base 1 to 2169 and encodes 722 amino acids. The record is from RefSeq and is a predicted model, not a curated record. The transcript has a single exon. NCBI's taxonomy places the organism in Eukaryota, Viridiplantae, Chlorophyta, Mamiellophyceae, Mamiellales, Bathycoccaceae.
AUGACGACGCUACGUGCCGGGGGCAUCGUUUCGGAGAGCAUGACUUUGACGAAAUCUUCGUCACACCACGUGAUCUUCCUCGUCGACGGGUCGUUGCAAUCUGUAUCGGAGGAAGGCGACGAAAGUUUCAACCAGUUGAUUGAUUGUGAUUCGCAUGUGGUGAAAAGGAGAAUUGAUGUCUUAGUUUCCGUGGCGAAGACUUUAGCCGUCGAAGGGUUUGGAUGGAGAGAGGGAAAGGAGGAGGAGGAGGAAAACGCGAGGAGAAGGUUCGGGUGCGUGUUUUACGACGCCUCCUGCUCGAGCGCGAACGCCGAUGAUGCGCUCGUCGCGAGGAAGAAGCAAAAGACGAAGAAGAGGCGAUUGGGGUGUUCCAUGCUCGAUCUGGAAUCUGUCUUUCAAUUUUUCGCGUCGUUGAAACACGAGGAGCAUCAGACGAAUGGUGGUGCGUUUAUAACGUUAUCGCAAGCGGUAUCGCAAGCGGCGUUGAUGUUUAAGUCGACAAAAAUGGAAGAGUGCGGAAGCCGGGAUCUGGUUAUUUUGAAUGCGACGGAAGGAUUACAGAGUUUAAGCGUCGCGGAGGACGUGGUCGAAAAGAUGGAAAAGAUGAACGUCACGAGGAGUGCGGUGUUUUUCCACGGCGAUUACGCGUCGCCAUCAUCGAGUUGUUUGUGGCCGACGGCUAUUGAAGGUUUAGCGAAUGCGUCAGGUAUCGCCGCUAUAUGCAAUUUGAGACCGCAUCAAGACAUGUUUUUGCGUCAGUCCGAGAGAUGCUUGCGAGCUGAGCUAGAAAAUGGUGGCGUUUUACGCGAAAUCUCGGACGGAGAGGCAACAAACGGAGAGGCGACGGAGCAAAAACUGAUUGAAGCGACGAGACGCGAUAAAAUACUAGAAAAGAAUCGAGUUCAAGAGAACGCGAUGUUUCCAACGAAGAUGAACGAAGACGACGAUAAAAACAAAGAAGAACAAGAACGAGGACAACAGCUCGUUCGACGCGGUGAAAACUGCGCCUCGCAGUUUUCAAAGUUUGACGUUCUCGAAGAAAGACUGAGUGGCCUCAACGCGAGUACGUCUCUGCGAGUGCCUAUUCUUAUUCUCCCUAAGAGUGAUGCAAACCGAGACGAAAAGCAAGAAAGCACUGGGAAAGAAAAUCAAGAAACCAAUAGCGGCAAUACCGAGCCAUUCAUCCAUCACGUGGAUGUUGAAGUGGAGAACAUUCCUAAAGUGCUCCACGCCAUGUUCGAACCGUUGCUCGUUCUCUCCUCUUGUUCUCGAAUGCGAAAGGAUAAAUCGAAAAAAGUUCGGCCUUUACUCGGUACGUCGGGUGACAUAAUAGUUCGUCAGGAGUAUUUCUUAGGCAACAAGCACGAGCCGAAAGUGAUAAUCGAGUUCAGGAAAAACGAAGGCGGUACCGAUCGCAUCGCUUCGUUCAAUCGAAGCGCCUCGAAAGUGGUUUCGUUGAUCUGGCCGUUGAAAAACGCCGACGCGCGUGUCUUUUGUAUAAAGCACGAACUUGCAAAGUACAAAAAGUUCUUCUAUUUCAACAGAGAGAGCGGGGAGUCGUACGCGGAACGCGUGUCUCAGUUUCGAGCGAUACUCGAGAACCCGCCCUCCCUCGAGGAGCUUUCUGGCAUCGAAUCGUCGAAGACGCUGCGGGAUAUGGCAUUAGCCGCGCCAAGUUUGUUGGGUCUAAUGUGCAAUCCACCGGUUUCCCAACCGGCAUCGUCGUCGUCGUUUGAACCUCCUCCUCCUCCUAUUCAAGCGUCCGAGUCGUCGCCGACUGCUUCAACUUUCACUUUAGAAAAAUACAGACAACUCGAACUCGAACAAAAAGAGCGCCGACGAAAAAUCCGAGCGGCUUUGACGAAGCAGAAGAACAAGAAUACUGUGGAAACGGAGAAUAAAGUAGAAAAGGAGGAAGAAACUCCGCAACGGCAAGUCAUAACCAAUAGACUCCAAGCCUUGCGAGACGAGCUCGAGCUUCGAUUAAACGAAGCCGAAACGGCCCAGAAGACGGCGAGCGCGAAGACCGAAAGGACGAGCCAACCGGAUGAAGAGCAAGAAAAAGAGAAGGUAGUGAGCGAAGAGCGAAAUACAGAUGAUAAAGGCGAACCCAAAGACAGACAAAGCAAGAAAGUAAACAAAACAAACUUGCUCUCUUUCUUCGCGUGA